This is a messenger RNA of Microtus oregoni (creeping vole), 951 nucleotides long. RefSeq names its product olfactory receptor 2B2-like. The coding region runs from base 1 to 951 and encodes 316 amino acids. The transcript has 2 exons. Gene Ontology annotation, molecular function: olfactory receptor activity; G protein-coupled receptor activity. Gene Ontology annotation, biological process: G protein-coupled receptor signaling pathway. The record is from RefSeq and is a predicted model, not a curated record. Gene Ontology annotation, cellular component: membrane. NCBI's taxonomy places the organism in Eukaryota, Metazoa, Chordata, Mammalia, Rodentia, Cricetidae.
AUGGGACAUCUGUAUCACACUUCAUCUGCUCAAGGCUCUGGGUUCAUUCUCUUAGGGUUCUCAGAUCGGCCAUGGCUGGAGCUGCCACUCUUUGUGGUGUUUCUGGUGUCCUAUAUCCUGACCAUCUUUGGGAAUAUGACAAUAAUUCUGGUGUCCCGCCUGGAUUCCAAACUCCACACCCCCAUGUACUUUUUCCUCACAAACCUGUCCCUGCUGGACCUGUGCUACACCACGAGCACAGUGCCCCAGAUGCUCGUCAACAUCUGUAGCUCCCGGAAGGUGAUCAGCUAUGGAGGCUGUGUGGUCCAGCUUUUCAUUUUCCUGGCCUUGGGUUGCACUGAAUGCUUUCUCCUGGGCGUCAUGUCCUUCGACAGGUUUGUAGCCAUCUGUCGGCCUCUCCAUUACUCAGUCAUCAUGCACCAAAGGCGCUGCCUGCAGUUGGCGGCUGCGUGUUGGAUCAGUGGCUUCAGCAACUCAUUAUUGCAGUCCACAUGGACCCUUCAGAUGCCACGGUGUGGUCACAAGAAAUUGGAUCAUUUUCUCUGUGAGAUUCCUGCCCUACUCAAGUUGUCCUGUGUGGAUACCACCACUAUUGAAGCUGAACUAUUUUUUGUUAGUAUUGUGUUCCUUAUAAUACCUGUGACUCUUAUACUCAUAUCAUAUACUUUUAUCGUUCAAGCAGUGUUGAGGAUCAGGUCAGCUGAAGGUCGGCGAAAGGCAUUUGGGACAUGUGGCUCCCACCUAAUUGUGGUGGUGCUGUUUUAUGGUACUGCCAUCUACAUGUAUCUGCAGCCACCAUCCCCUGCCUCCAAGGACAGAGGGAAAAUGGUGUCCCUCUUUUAUGGGAUCAUCACACCCAUGUUGAACCCCCUGAUCUACACACUUAGGAACAAAGAGGUAAAGGGAGCUUUUAAGAGGUUGAUGACACGGGUCUUCUUGGCCACAAAAUAA